Thunnus maccoyii (southern bluefin tuna) is the source of this 1985-nucleotide messenger RNA. It is a transcript of the gene srsf1a, whose product is annotated as serine and arginine rich splicing factor 1a. Gene Ontology annotation, cellular component: nucleus; ribonucleoprotein complex; cytoplasm. NCBI's taxonomy places the organism in Eukaryota, Metazoa, Chordata, Actinopteri, Scombriformes, Scombridae. The transcript is spliced from 5 exons. The record is from RefSeq and is a predicted model, not a curated record. Gene Ontology annotation, molecular function: mRNA binding. The coding region runs from base 291 to 1028 and encodes 245 amino acids.
GUGUUUCCGGUAUUCAUGAACGCGUCGGUGAAGGAGCGCGGUUCCUGAAGAAAAAACAGGAGCAGUGUGAGCGAGCGCUGUAUCGAGAAGAUUGUUCACAUUGAAGAAAAAAAUAACCUACAGAUUGCAACUUAAAAAAGCGCGCGUUUUUUUUUAUUUAUUACUCUCUACUUUCUGUUCGACGAUUUGCAAGCUCUUUGAGUUCAAUCUCUGUUCGGCGCAGGCAGCCGUUGAGGAAUCUUGCAAACAACAAACCGUUAGCGUAAGUCGCGAGCCAACCGUUAGCAGCGAUGUCGGGUGUUGUGCGGGGGCCUGCUGGGAACAACGACUGCCGGAUUUACGUCGGAAAUCUUCCCCCUGAUAUCCGCACAAAAGACGUGGAAGACGUGUUCUAUAAAUACGGAACGAUUCGAGAUAUCGACCUGAAGAACAGGAGAGGAGGGCCGCCUUUCGCCUUUAUUGAAUUCGAGGACCCCAGGGACGCUGAUGAUGCAGUCUAUGGACGUGAUGGUUAUGACUACGACGGCUACAGACUGCGUGUGGAGUUUCCUCGGAGCGGUAGGGGCUCCAGAGGCGGUUUCGGCGGGAUCGGCGGUGCUCCCAGAGGCAGAUAUGGGCCUCCAUCCAGGCGAUCCGAGUACAGGGUGAUUGUGUCAGGGCUCCCUCAGAGUGGAAGCUGGCAGGACCUGAAGGACCACAUGCGUGAAGCAGGCGACGUGUGCUACGCUGACGUUUUCAGAGAUGGAACCGGCGUUGUAGAGUUUGUGCGCAAAGAAGACAUGACCUAUGCCGUUCGAAAGCUGGACAACACCAAAUUCCGCUCACAUGAGGGAGAGACUGCUUACAUUCGUGUGAAAUUAGACGGUCCUCGCAGCCCGAGUUACGGAAGAUCACGCUCCCGCAGCCGUGGCAGCCGGAGCAGGAGCCGCAGUCGCAGCGCCAGCCGCAGCCGAAGCAAUUCCCGUGGCCGUGGCAGAGGAUCGCCCCGCUACUCACCUCGUCACAGCCGCUCUCGCUCCCGUUCCUAAAACUUUCUACCACCGAUGUUUUGCCCUUUUGAUGUAUACCCUACUGUUUUUACCUCCUUAUGAGUUUCUCCAGAUGUCAGCUGUUGAUUUUUAAUUUUUGCAUUUCAUGUCCCGAUGUCCUUGUGGAUGAUCUUGGUAUGUAGGUGUACUUCCUCCCCCUUUUCACCCCUUUCCCCUCCCUCUCCAGCUGCUUUGUCCUUGUGUUUUUUCCCUUUCUCCCCUUCUUUUCUGUCUUCUCAAUUUUUGCAACAUUAGAAAUUGUGCUGUGUUGAACUUCAAAAACGUUGAGUUGUAAAGCGGCACUCAAUGUUUUUGCAAGUAUUGAAAAUUGAGUUUUGUUUUUUAAAAAUAGCCUCUCUCAUUGGAUAUCUGGGGUGGGCUGUUUGGACGGGGAGCCCAAUGCUUAACUGUAUUUUACCCUUGUGUCUUCCUUUAGACAUCUGAAGAGAAGGAUUAAAGUGAUUUGGAAUAAAACCAUUGUGGAGCACAUUUCAUUUGUAUGGUCAGGAUAGGACAUCUAAAUGAGGAGCAAUCAGGUCGAGGCAAUGGUUUUGAUUGGAGGAGUGGCUCAGUGGAUCCCAAUCCUUGGAGCUGGAUGAGUGGAUCGAUUAGGGAAGGGAUAGGCAAGGAUGGAUGCUCGGAACGGGAUCAGAUUUCCAGGAUUCAAAUGAGUUGAUUUCAGAACUAAUUAACGGGAGUCCCAGAGCAACUUUUUUGAUUAGCCCCCCCUGCCUAUCUUUUAAAGUUUUUCAGUGAUAAAGGCUUUAUUUUACAAGAAAACGAAAACUGAGGACCAGGAAGUUGGAUCAAAGGAUGGAAUCGUAGAUGCCUGGUAUGAAGGAAUUGAAAUUUGGGGAGGUUGGGAGGGGGUUUUAUUUGGGAGUAGUUUGUAUCUUUUAUUUUGCUUAAUCUUUUUUUUUCUCUUAGCAUUUUCAAUAAAACACUUUCAAACACGGA